AUGUUUGAUCCAUUAGAUUUCUUUUCGCACGAGGGUGUACGAAGGUAUACCAGGGCCGAACUUGGUGAGCCCGAGUCCUGUCUCAAGAUCAGGACAUCCGAACCCGAGAUGUUUGGGCCUGCCCUCAUGGUUACCACCACGACCAAGGAGUCCGGACAGAACCUAAGUCCUUUUCAAGUAAUGGACCUUCCCUACGUAGCUAUUGCACCUGCAACUGUUAUUUUGACCAUACUUUCACUUUUAAGGCCUAACGAUGAGAUCAAUUUCAAUUCUGGUACCCAGGAUCAUGCGACCAACGUUGAUGACAUUUUGGAAAAGAAGCAAAUAUCUGUUGAUUUUGCCCAGGAAACGUUAGAAUGGUAUAUAAACUAUUCCCAUGUUUCAGUGAACAACUUGCAAGAGUUGUGUACAAGAAUCAUGCUUCUCGGUUCUAGUUCAAGCGUGCAGGAACUGUUGGCAUAUUUUACCAGUAUCCUGGCAAAAUACGAAAAGCAGGAACGUCAAGAUUUGUUGAACGAGCAAGUCUUAAAAUCGGCCAGCAUGCGUAUCUCUGAAAUGUGUGGUAGAACGGCACAGCCGUCCAAGACCAGACUGUUCACCCUUGAGUAUCUGCAAACUCCCAUUAAAUUACAUGAACCGGCGUUGACCGCCGAUAAUCUCGGCUUUAAAACUUGGGGGUCCUCCCUUGUCUUAGCCGAACAAGUUUGCAGGAAUUAUCCCCAUUACCAAACUCCGAAAAGCGGAAAUUUGAGAGUUUUAGAAUUGGGAGCCGGAACGGGGCUUGUAGGUAUAGCGUUUGCCUGCAAGACUCUUGAAAAAUUGCAAGCCCAAAAAACUACAAUUAUUCUCACAGAUUUGCCCGAAAUUGUGCCCAAUUUGGCCCAUAACGUCAAUUUAAAUAACCUGCAUCCUGAGGACAAUGCCCUUCAAGUCAUAGCAGAGACUCUUGAUUGGAACGAUCCAUCGGAUUUCAUCGAAGCACAUGGACCCGGGAAAUUUGAUCUCAUUUUAAUUGCGGACCCUGUCUAUUCUGCGCAGCACGUUAAGCUGAUUGUCAAUAUGUUAUCUCAAUUCUUGUCACACCAGGGCAUCGCAUGUCUCGAAAUACCGAUUCGAGACCGAUACGCACAAGAGCGGCAACGUUUAUGGGAUUUAAUUGAUAGCGAAGGACUCCGAACUGUCUCCGAAGCUCGACAUAGCGGAGUCGACGACUGGGGUCAUGUCAACUAUAUAUACAAAGAAUUGUCAUGGUAG
Messenger RNA from Lachancea mirantina, 1254 nucleotides. Lineage: Eukaryota; Fungi; Ascomycota; Saccharomycetes; Saccharomycetales; Saccharomycetaceae. The record is from the annotation of a GenBank genome assembly.